This is a messenger RNA of Seriola dumerili (greater amberjack), 3340 nucleotides long. RefSeq names its product ubiquitin carboxyl-terminal hydrolase CYLD-like. The record is from RefSeq and is a predicted model, not a curated record. Gene Ontology annotation, molecular function: cysteine-type deubiquitinase activity; K63-linked deubiquitinase activity. Gene Ontology annotation, cellular component: cytosol. NCBI's taxonomy places the organism in Eukaryota, Metazoa, Chordata, Actinopteri, Carangiformes, Carangidae. The transcript is spliced from 11 exons. Gene Ontology annotation, biological process: protein K63-linked deubiquitination. The coding region runs from base 1 to 1419 and encodes 472 amino acids.
AUGGGUCUGACUGUGAACUCUCUGGUAGAGGUGACUUUGGGUGCAGGAAAUUCAUAUGGAAUCAUCCGCUGGAUCGGCACUCUGACUGAUUCAGGGAUAAUCAUGGCCGGACUUGAGCUGGAGGAAGAGAGGGGAGUGAGUGAUGGCACCUUUAAAGACAAGCGUAUCUUCACAUGUCCUUACAAGAGAGCUCUGUUUGCGAAGCUGAGCUCUCUGCUUCCUGACUCACGCUUUCAAGCCAGUCACAAAAGAGAAGCAGAGCACAGCACAGGGAAGUUGGAGACUGUUCCUCCCAUCACCACUGAGCAGGUUAACCAGAUUCUGAUUGGACGAAUGAAGGGGAUCCAAGGCCACUGCAACUCCUGCUACAUGGAUGCUGCCCUCUUCAGUUUGUUUUCCUGCUCCUCUGUGCUGGACUCGAUGCUGUUUAAAUCAACAGCACCUCGAGAUACCCCAAUUCAGAACACACUACUCCAUGACAUUGUCAACCCCCUCCGAAGUAAGGGCUUUGUGGAAGGACGGCACAUCAUGAAGCUGCGGCAGCAGCUGCAGAAACAUGGCUACAGUCACUCCUUCACCACGGAUGAGAAAGACCCAGAGGAGUUCCUCAUUGUCAUCAUGCACCAUAUUCUCGCCCUGGACCCUCUACUCAAACUCUCAGCUCAUGGUAAAGUGCAGGAUAGUUACUGCUAUCAGAUCUUCCCGGACCAGAACCACAGUCUGGUGCUGCCUACAGUCCAGCAGCUGCUGGAACAUUCUUUCCACAGUUCAGGACUCAAACUGGCAGAGGUGCCCUCCUGCCUCAUCCUCCAGAUGCCUCGCUUUGGAAAGAAAUUCAAGAUGUUUGAAAAAAUCGUUCCCUCUCUGGAGCUGGACGUCACUGACCUCCUUUCUGAAGGUCCUCAGCAGUGCGUCCUGUGUGGACACCUGGCUGAGGAAGAGUGCACCAACUGUUUUAAAGAUCCCCUCUUCAGCCAGACAGGAUUCAAAGUCUUCUGCAAGAUGUGCUCAUCUCAGGUGCAUUCUCAUUCGCAGCGCCGGUCCCACCAGCCAGCCGCUCUGGACGUUCCCAAAGGUUACCUGGAUCACGGCAAAUCUCACACACAGAUGACCAGGGACAAACUGGUGCUGUUUGCUGUGCUCUGCAUCGAGACGAGCCACUACGCGUCCUUCAUCAAAUACGGACCGAACAGUGAAGACUGGAUCUUCUUCGACAGCAUGGCGGACAGACAAGGAGAAAGAGAAGUCUUCUACAUCCCCAAGGUGCAAAACUGCCCUGAGGUCGGCACAUACCUGGAAAUGUCUCUCGACGAGCUGGCCAAUCAGGUGCCUCGAGAUAUGAAAGGUGUGGCCAAGCGUCUCUUCUGUGAUGCCUACAUGUACCUGUAUCAGAGCACCAGCAUGUGCCUGUAUCAAUGAAAACCCCUCGGCUUACUCAUCGCACAACUUGUUGAUUAGAAAAAAAAUACUGUUUCCUUCAUUGUUUGUGUAAUUUCAUUUUGCUUGAAUGCUUUGCUGUUCUUUUAUGAAUGUGAAAUACACACAUGAACAUUUAAAACUUGUACAAUUUUCUGCUUUGUUGUGGGGAAAGUUUAUCAGGCUUGCAUAAUUUAUAACAAUAUUGUUUUACUUCUGUAAUGUUGAAUUAAGAAAUUAUUAAGGCCAAUGUCAAAUAACAUAAACCAGACUUAAGUGAAAAUAAGUCCAGUUCUUCUAUGGCCCAUGCCCAUCUCUCCACCAAGUGCAGUGCAUUUUUUUUCUAUUUACACAAACUUUUUCUCACUACAACUCUACUUAAAAGUAGAAAAGGCAACUGUAUCCUCUUGAACAAUUUCCACCCUGCACAAAUUGGAUGAAUUGUGGCAGUUCGGUUCCAGAAAAUCUUGGUUUCAGGUGAGGUUGGUCCUGCCUGAUAUACAUUUGUGAUCACUACGAGGGUCUUCUUGAGAUUUGGAUCUCAUGCUAGUCUGUAUAGCAAUGCUCUGUAGGUAGCUGUCUGGUGUACCUGGAACACCUGUAGCGUCCAGUAUGUUCCCGGGCAUAAGUCUUGGCUGCAAACUAACCACUCACUGCUCUUCAACACAAGCACCCCACAUUCUGCGUUGAUGUCAUCUUAUCUAAGAUCUUAUGUCAUCUUAGUUCAUCCUUUUGUUUUGCACCUUAAAAGACCUGCAAUCACAUCCUUUACUCAUGCACACCACACCAGAUGUUGUAUAUUGAAUUUAGCACUUUAAUUCGGUUUAAGUUGGUCUGUUAAAAAUAUUCUUUAUUAAUUGUUAUCUGUGGUGUGUGUGUCUGCAUUUUGUUGUGUCCACCUGAGCACGGUCAUAACACAUUGUAAACAAGUCUGAGGCAUUAAAUCUGUAUUGUCAGUGUGUUUUCUAUAGGGUGCAGAAAGUAAAUAAAGUUACAAAAUGGUGAGGGCUACAUGGAAAGGAGGUGCAUAAGAGAAAGGGAAAAGAAGGGGAGAAAGAGUGUAGGAAAGGCAGCGAGAAACAAUAUUAAAAGACAAGUAAACAAAAGCACAGAGAACUGGGGAAAAAAAACUAAAGAAAUUAAAAGGACAAGGGAAGUAGAGAGGGAAAGGGAAAAUGACAAAGAAAAAUAGGGACAGGGUUGAAGCUAUGCAUUUGACUAUGAGUAACAGAACCACAGGAAUAGGAAUAGAGAACAGGGGAGAUAGACAGAAGGAAAAAGUAAGGAAAAUAAGACAUGAACAGAGUGUAACAAGAACAGAUAGUAAGACAGAAGGAAAUUGCAAUGGGAUCACAUCAGCCACGCCUGUCAACAUGUUGACCUUCUGACCCAUGAGUAAUCAGACUACACCCAUCUUCAAACUUGGACUUCUUUUUGAUCUAAACUACACUCCUGUAAAGUUUUGUGACUGUAUCUUGCACAGUUGCGAUUAAAAUCUGUCCACAGACUGACAGUCAUUCUAAAACACCUGCCACCUCUGUGGUAGUUCCUGCUACAGUAGCAGGCUCCAGGACCACAUUUUUCCUUGAUGACACACACACACACACACCCCACCCCACCCCACAAGUAUAGUGGGUGCCUAGUUUGCCGACCCCACAAAUAUAGUAAAAUAAGGCCACACACACAGACAGACUUACAUGGAGGUUUUACUAGUAGUAAGUGGCCACAGUAAAGGUUUUAGCACAAGUGAGGAAAAUGAGAUUGGCAGAAGCAAUGACUUGGCUUCAUUGACUAUGGCCAGUUGGAAGAAGGGUGAGAGAAUUCCAAGAGUAAAUUAAUCAAUUGAACAACCUACGAAGAUAUUUUGGUUGUGUAUCAAAGGGAAUAAAUAACUUAAAUACUAUUUAAUUAAAUUGAGAGCUGU